GCAAGUUAUUUUUGUAUAACCUGGUUUGGUAUGGGGACAUACCCCCUUGACAACCAGAUGCCGGAACUAUUUUUUUCUCUCUCUCUAAAUUUACAUCGCAGCACUGUUUUCAGCCUUCUAUGGAAUAGAAAGUCAACGUGUACAAUAAGAUGCUUCGGUUUGAUACACAUGUUGUUUUCUCGUUGUGAAUGAAUAUUAGAAUAUUAACUUGUACGCAAAUCACUGUUGUAAAACAUCUUUCUCUAUAUGUAUGGUCGAAUAAUAGAUUAAAACAAGGAUAUUAUAUUCGAAUUAAUGAUUUGCCAAGUAAGCAUUACCCUGUUCAUUUUGAAAUACAUUUUAUUUUAUCACUGGGGAAGGAGGUGGGGGUUGUUUCAUUGCUUGAUCCGUCUUUCAACAAAGCAACCAAAAAUUCAUACAUCACAUUUUAUCACAUGAAGUCAGACACAUUGACAUGUGGAUCGUGAUUUGUCACUUGCUUACAUAUUUUCUUGUGUCUGAUUUAGUAUUAGCGACAACAUUGCACACAAGGGGAAGUUUUCAUGUAGUAGAAGUUUUCACAGAGUUAAAAGCCGCAAAUUGUUGCAUUUUCUGAUAUUUGAAGAUUCAUUUUGGGUAGGCCUAAACAAUGCAAUUUCCCCUAUUUUCUCAAUCUGUCGGAGAUGAGUGACUCCAAAAUCGAUCUCUAUCUCUAAAGGGCAGCGCAAUACGCAGUGCAUGCAUAGUCUACACAUAUUUUCUAUCAUGACAAACUUCACUUUCAGGCUCCGUAGAACUAAGAUUAAAGAUGGUGACCUUCACAGCUAGACACUUCGUGUCGUUAUUGCUAAGUAAAUCAUUGCGCGGCUCAGUUGACUUGUAUUUUUCCGAGUUUAUGUACAUUUUGAUAAACGAAGGUUAGCAUCUUUGUCUCUUGCAUUAAAUUAUAUUAUCGCGGAUUAUAAAGCGUAAACUGACCCAAACCAGGUUAUACUCGUAUAUCUUGCCCCAGAAUUAAAGUCAUUCCUUAAAUAUAUAUAAAGCACAGAAAUUAGCAAUUAACUUUUAAAUGAAUAUAACUGGCCUAAGCUAAGAAAUAUUUUUAAUAUAAAGCACAGAAAAUUUCACUUUAUUUGGAUACCCACUUCCGUCCCUAUCUGGGGUUGAACUCACGACCUGCAGAACCACAUCUCCUAGCAGCAUGUAACCGGCGCGCUAGACCAUUUAGGCAAGUCUAGAAAAGUGUCGGACAGAUGUUAUGGAAAUUAAUGCUGAAAACACCAGUACUUAGUAAAUCUUGAGCAAUAUGAUUUGAAUAUUUCAUCUUUUUGUUUGAAUGUACUUGCAAAAAAUGAACAGUUUUUUAAUCAACUUAUCAAAGUUUAAGUGUAGUAAUCAGUGACAUCAUAAGAACACAUGCUUGUUACAUGCAUACAGUGAUUAUAUUUUCAUUGAAGUAUCAGUCAGUGGGAAUGAACUAGUUUAAAAUCAAUAUUUAAAAGAACUUUGAAGCAUGAUGUCUUUACCUGAAAAUUGUAAACUAGUUUAUUGAGAAGCAUUCAUUUAAACACAUUUGCUAUGUAAAGUUAUGCAUUAUAUAUCAUUUAAUUUUUUGAAGAUAUUAAAACCCUGAAUAAUUGGACUGAUUAGUAAUGCACCCAGUGGUCUGCUAGUAGAAUCCCAAGAUCAUUAUCAACUUCCUGGUCGAUAUCAUAUUAACAUUUGAUUUAUCGAUAAAUUGCACAACAAUGUGGAUUACACUUGUCUAGUUGAUUUAGAAAUGUUCAAGAUAAAGAGUGGGCAGUCUUAUAUCACUUUCUAGCUCACCUGAGUCCAUGGCUUCUAUUAGCUUCUCUAGAGUUAAGAUUUCUCUGUUGUCCAAGUUGUUUCAUUUCAUUUCAUAUUUUCAGUAUAUGGUUUGUGAUUAUUAUACCCCCCGCAACAAGUUGUACUGGAAUCGGGUUGUCCGUCUGUCUGUCCGUCCGUCCGUCUGUAGACGCAAUGGUUUCCGGACUCUAAAGCAUUAUCCUUUCCACCUACCGUCACCAUAUCAUACAUAUGGACUACCCAUGGGAUGAAGAUGUUCCCUAUCGAUUUUGGGGUCAAAAGGUCAAAGGUCAAGUGCACUGGACAUCGAAGUAGCAAUAUGGUUUCCGGGCUCUAAAGCGUUAUCCUUUCCACCUACAGUCACCAUAUCAUACAUAUGGACUACCCAUGGGAUGAAGAUGUUCCCUAUCGAUUUUGGGGUCAAAAGGUCAAAGGUCACGCGCACUGGACAUCGAAGUAGCAAUAUGGUUCGGUUUGUCAUGCCAUUUGUUUUUUACACUCAGAAAAGAGAUAGUUUAUACCUAUUACCAACACCCUUUGGGAGAUUGGGGUAAGCGGGGGGUAUUCUUAGUGAGCAUUGCUCACAGUACCUCUUGUUUAUUCAGUUUAUGUGAACUUUUACAUUUUCAAUGAGUGAAGAAUUAGCAUGUUAUAUGUAUUUUGCCUCAGGAAUACAUGUGAUUUAGUGUUUUUUUGGGUGUUUUUUUUUUUUUUGCACAUUUAGUGCUGCCGUACUGUGUACAGUUGGUUCACCAUUUUAACUUGCACACACUUGGUCAAUGUGACGGUUGUGACCAGUUUCAUGAUGCAUUUAGUAUUGGGACUCAAAUAGCGAAUAUUCCACGGGCAUUCUGAUUUUUUUUUUCAUCACGAUGUCCUUGGGUGUCACAAUUACAUCUUGAAGUUUGGGCUGACAGGUCUUGAGAAUUCCUGAGUUGUUCAACCUCAAGUUUCAUGUCUUCUGCAAAAGAUGAUUAACAAACCACCAUGCGACAGAGCAGAGGCUCCAGAAAUUACUGGAACUUCAGGCAUGAGUUGUGAGGAUGACUUACUAGGCUGGUCCCUGUAUCUGCAUGAUGUAUCAGGCUUGGAUGUGGUUGACUGGCACAGACGAAAAAGCCAAGUCUCUCCAGCAAACAUGCGAUGAAUCUAUGCAUUUUGUCUAGGUAGGCCAACUGUAGACGUGUCUCCAAAUCCAAUACCACCGAGUAAAAAUCCUCUAUAAGGCCAAUUCAACUUAAUUACUAGAUUAUCAUCCAGGGUCAACAAAAAGUAUGGGUCGGGUGGGGGAUUUUAUUUUUUAAUUUUUAUUUUCUGAGAAAAAUAUUAAAGACAUGAGUUUUUUUUCCCAACAGAUCCGCAUCAUUUAAUGGCAGAUGGAUAUCAAUCUAUGCUAUUUUCAUACACUAAUUCCAGGUUAAGCUUUAAUUUAAGGAUUUAACAGAAAUAUACCUAUUAACUUCUUCAAGAUUUACAUCUGUUCAAGAAUGCGAUAAAUUAUGAAAACAGUAUAAAUCUAUUUUCUGCACGUGACUUUUCACGUUCCUAUACUGGAAAUGUAAACAAGAAGUGUAAAUACCGGAGUCGGACAUGAAAAUCUUCUGGAAAUCGCAAGUUUCGCACAAUAAAAAAAUUUGUGGCGGGACAAUUUUUGAGAGGCGGGCAGGGAUGAUAAUCUAUCAAUUAAGUUGAAUUGGCCUAAGUUGGGUAGGUUUGAGUGUCAGAGAGUUAAACUUAUCAACGUCUGUGCUGUAUGUUCUAUUUACGUCAUUGUAAUGGUAUAAAAAAAAAAAGAAAAAAAAAGCAGCUUAUGGGGUAGAGCUUGCCAGUGGUACUUAACCAGUCAUUCAAAUGCUGUUACCAUAACAGUGCAGGGCUGGUUAGAUGUUAAUGCAGUGCUGUGUAUCUGCUGUCAGUAGCAUUCAGCUUUAUUAGUCCAUGCAGAAUGAAAUAACUGUCUAGUUCAUCUAAAAGUGUACUUUGGUCUUCAUGAGAAUGACCAGCUGGUGAUGUGCACAGCUUGUGUGGGGGUUGGCGUCCAUGCGGAAUUGUGAUAUAUCCAAAAUUGGGGGAAAUUGAGAAAAUUCAACUCUCUACUCACAGUCUGAAAUUCGUUUGAUUAUCCACCAUAUUCCAGAUUUGUGAGGAAUGUGUGAUAUUGUUAUGAUUAUGUUUAAAUCAUAUAUCAAGAACUGGCUUGUUGUUGAGUCACUAUUAAUGUUCCAGAAAGAUCUUUGUACGAGCAAAGUUUCUCGGGUAAACACUGUGGCCCAUGGGCCUCUUGUUUGACUGCCAUUGAUUUUAAAGAAAAGUCAAAUUAUGUAAUUCUAAGACAGCUAGCUCAAUUGAAAAGCAAAUAUCAUUUCAUGUUACAAAACAGAAAAUAGAAAAAAGGUUUUAAAAACUCUCACAUACACACACAGGUAGUGGACCCAAGAAAAACAGUAGAUAGUAAAUUUGUAAAGAUUAUAGUUAUGUAUCAUCUGAUAAAGAUUCAAUGUCCGGAUGGGAAUGGCAUUUUCUACUGGGAGUAGGUGUGGGCAGGUUUUGAUGUAAAUGUAAUUUCAACCCCAAAGUUUGGAUAUUUGGGAGAUUAAGGGAUAUGUUUAGCUAUAUGUCAGGUAAAUUAAGGUCAUGUGUGAAGGCAAAUGACCAAUGGUCAAAGUUAACUCACUGUUAAGGACCAUGCCAUUUCACAAACACAUCUUAUUUGAUGUACAUGUAUGUAUUAAUUUACAGUUAUAAUCAUAAUACUACAUGCACACGACUUUGGACAAUCACUUAUUGCACAAUGUCAAUACUGUAUGUGAACAUCAUGGCAACAGCAUUUUAUACAAAGAUUUUUUUGCUCCUGGGUCAGUUGAUGGGUGUCAUAUUGUCUUUAACCCCUGUCUGUUUAUUUGACCAUAACUAUGCACUACAUUUAUAUGAGAUAGUGACUCUUUUGAUGAGCUAAUUAUGCUUUCUCUACUAGUACAGCUAAUAUUCAAUCCUGGUCAAGGUCAUGUAUUAUAAAACAGUUGCCAACCUAUGGGUAUUCAUUCUCUUCACAACACAACAAGUCAUCUUGUCUUUGUAAAAACCAAAUCAUCGUGUCUUGUUUCGGUGUUCAGUUUAUCUAGGACAUUCUUAAUUUACUUAAAUCCAUAUCACUCUUCGUUACGUGGAUCAUUUUUUUUGCGUCCAGAAGUCUACCUACCAAGAUAUGACUUCAGUUAUGUAGUUAGCUAUUUAAACUAUAUAUUUGGAGUUUAAAAACUUCAUACGAAGGAAUUAAAUUAUCUGUGGGCUGAAAAACUUCCUGGUUGUAUGAAAUCCAUUGAGUUAGGUGCGGGGAAUGCAGUGACAUUGUGAUAGCGGUGUGGAAAUGAACGGUUACGAUCAUUACGGGCGGAACGGAUUCCACCCUGUAAAUUCUGGAGAUCCAUAUAAUCACAGAGAUGAUCCAUAUGAUAGAAAUGACUUUGGCAGAUCCCAGAGGAAUGGAUUUGAUUUAGAUCGGAAUAGCUUUGAUGGUCGAUACGACAUGAGAGACACAAGAGAUGAGGCAGUGAUGUUUGAGCUAGACCACCUCGCGACAUUCUCCUCCAGGACAGGAGCUAUGUCCGCUGAGGAUGGGUUGCGUAAACUGCGGCAGAUGGAGGGGACAACAGGGAUCUGGACCAUGAGGUGUACGAUGAUUGUAGAGAGGAAACCACUGACACUGGUUAUACUAGACAAAAGUAACGGGGAGGAACUCGAAAGGUUUCCCCUUGACCUUGUUCAUGAACCUACUGCCAUAUUCAAGGACGACAAAAGAGAAAUUUACACCAAUUUGAUCCUGUUUACAGUCCUUGAGGACCCCCGCAGGAGAAAUGGACAAGCGGACAUGCACAUCUUCCAAAGUAUUGUAACAGCAGCACAAGAUAUAGUGGAUGAAAUACAGGCUGCAAAGGAUGGCAGACUAGGAGGGACAUCGGGGCAGAGAAUCCCCCCUCCUCCCAUGGGCCCAGCCCCUAACCCUCCCAGAUUUGGAGAUGAAACAUACUUGAAAGAGAGUGCAGGCCUCGGCCGUAGUGAUUUCUACACCCAGCAGAGUGCCAGGGAUAAUCCGGCGAAUAAUUUCGUAGAUGAUGAAAUUAACUACAGACAGAGCAGUAGACAGGCGGGUGGGAUUGGAGGACUAGGCCAAACAAACCGAGCCUCUUUCAUGCCCAGUGACAUGGACAGUGGCCAAAAUGAAAUUCUGGAGAGAGAUGUGCAACUGCUGAAUGCAUGUUUUGAUGACAUAGAGAAAUUUGUGUCCAGAUUGCAGCAGGCUGCUGAAGCGUACAAGGAACUGGAAAGGCGAAGAAAGGACCGCAGCAACAAAAAGUCCAAAAACAAUCGACAGACUGGAGAUGGGAUGCUAAAUAUGAGAGCAAAACCUCCACCAGCAGAUGACUUUAUUGACAUUUUUGAAAAGUUCAAAUUUGCAUUUAAUCUGCUGGCUAAAUUGAAGGCUCACAUACAUGACCCCAAUGCUCCUGAGCUAGUUCACUUUUUAUUCACACCCCUAAGCUUGAUAUAUGAGGCUAGCCGUGAUCCUGUGCAUGGAGGUCGUGACCUUGCAGAGAGUGCGACCAGGCCAAAUAUCACUCAGGAUGCUAGACAGUUAUUACUGAAUUGUUUAACAUCUAAAGAACUGGAACUGUGGCAGUCUCUCGGAAAGUCAUGGACAGCCAGCAGGGACAAUUAUGGGGACAACUACACGCCCAGGUUCUACAAUGGUUGGACCCCAGCAGUUUCAGCUCCGGUGGACAAGAUUGACAGGAGUCGUAUGGAGGAUGCUUUGAUGAACCACGAGAGACAGAUCAGGGAUCGUGACAUGGAGGACCGAGCCAGGAGAGAGGGAGUAGAUAUGGUGAUGCCUUUCCCUUCAUCACGCGAAGAGGAUAGGAAUUAUAUUGGACGGUCAAAUCGUUAUGAUCAGUAUAGCCGACCACCAGAGGACAACUACGCAAGGUCAACCAAGCGUCCCUCUACCCCCCCUCCAGGGGUCCCUUUUACUAACCCUAACGUAGCACGCUAUCAGGAGCAUGUUGAGCAGCACAUUAAUAGGAACCGGGAGGUGCACGAACCCCGAGUCAGUGAACCCAGGUCCAAACAAGAUAUGAACAUGCAGUUUGCACGAGAGGUUCUAAGAUCCAAUGGAAGAGUGAUGGAGGCAGUACAUGAUCGACAGGGAAGGAAUGCUAAAGAAAUCACUGUGGAAAAAGGAGACUUGUUGCAGGUUUUAGAUGACACCAGGAACUGGUGGAAGCUGAAGAACAAUGAGGGCCACAUAGGAUACGCCCCCUACACAAUACUGAAGGAAUAUGUGAGCGCCGAUUCAGAGAUGGACAAGAGGUCUUGGGACCGAUUGAUGACAAGGGGUAGAAGAUCAAGCGGAGAAUACAACAGCCACAUUCCAACAAACGGGGCCCCUGCCCCGCCUGCACCCCCUCCCCCUCCACAUGGGGGAAGUCGUCGCCAAGAAGUCAGGGAUAAGAGAAAGGGGCGCGGAUCUAGCGACAGACGUCGCCGCCGCAGCGACGAUUACAGCAGCGGAAGUGCGAGCGACGAGGACCGACGAUCGUACGGACGCGGCAGUAACAGACGACACAGCCCGCGUGAUGACAGCGAUGAGUGGAGUAGAGACAGCAGCGACAGAGAGCGGCCACGAAACAGGUCCGAACGACAGAGCGACAAACGGAGACAACGGUCACCACCCAUGAAACAUAGUAAUCCACCAUCGCCACGAUACGGUGAUUCGCCAAGAUAUAAUGAUAAGUCACCAAGACGUAAAGAUCCUCCUCCUCCGCCGCCACCGCCAUCCUCCAGGCCACUACCUCUCAGAGGUCACAAAGACAAGAGAAAGGACGACCUUCAUGACGAACUUCAGCAGUUCAUGUCCCAAAGUUUAAAGGGUCAAAAGGCACAGAAAGAACGUCCUCAGGUUAAAAACAUCAACGCCAGGUCUACCGUGGACGAAGUUACCAAUUGGUUAGAUACCAAAGGAUUUUCUGGAAAAUGUAUCCGAGUAUUCCAAAGAUAUAACGGCGAGGACAUGUUCCGAUUGAAGAGGACAGAGAUGGACAGAUUGAUUGGAGCACAGGAGGCACAGAGACUGGAAAGUCAUAUUCUGGUUCAGAAGAACAAAGAAGGGUAUAAAACGGCGCGUAGUGGCGGGAAAGAGUUACAGGCGAUUUUGCAGGCGAGGAAAGAAAAGGCGGACCGGAAAGAAGAAUACACACAAAACAACCCGGAAAUAGCAGACUAUUCUGACUCGGAGAGUGAUGAAUCGGACAAUUUUGAAAAUGCAGGGUUAACGUUGAGAGCCAUGUUACGUCAUCAGCGUAAACGGAUUUCAAACAGCACAUAUCGUGAUUAACCUGUCAAGUUUUAGAUGGAAUUUCUGUUGAAAAAUUCGUAGAUUCUUAAAUGAAUUAUUGUCUGCAUCAUAGCGUAAAAAAAACCAUAUCUCUGGUACUAGAGCAAUAUUAUUACUGUAUACAGGUAUUUGACUAUAACCAUUAACAAGUUUCUUUGAACUUAAAUAAAACCCCAGGAUAUUUUCUAAAAUAAAUUCAUACAAAGUUGUACAAGAUGUAGCAAUCUGUCUAUAUUCACAUUUUCCCCUCUCUCUAUGCUUCUCAAUGUAUUACAUCAGCAUGUAAAUUUCUACUUGCAUGCAGAUCAGGAAUUUCUCAUAACGUCAGUGGGUGAGGACUGGGGAAAUUAACAUGGAACACCAUGCCUAUUUCAAUAUUUUGAUAAGUCCCAUUUUUAUUUCUGAUAUAAAUAUAUGGAGUCACUGUCUAGUGUGUUGGGUUGUGAGGUGAUAAUGUUAUGAUUUAUGCACCACUGACGACUUCGCCGUUAUGCAAAUUAUCACCUUUUUCAUAAUUACAUUCCUCAAAAUAUUCACUGAGUUGUGCCAUAUCACAGGCUCUCGACGUAUAUGAUAAAAAAUGUCUUCCUGUAGACAAACUAGUUUGUUCACAGCUAGCUAGGAAAACAUUUUUUAAAAUAUAGAUUAGACAUAUCUACAACGUCGAGAGCCCGUGUGCUAUAUUAUGUAACUGAUUCACAUGUAUUUCACAACAUUUAAUUAAUCAUGAAUAUGUCUUGUAAGUCAAGUCAACCAUUAAAGAAUCUGCUGUUCAGUAUUUGUGAAUAUGUCGGUUUGCCAAAACUUGCCCAUUUUGAUUUACGAGGAUAAACAAUGUUUGUAAAUUUCUAAUGUCAGAAGUGCCAUUAUAUAUAUGUUUAUGAAAUUAUUGUAAUUUGGUGUUUAGGUAUCACACAUAUUUAAAACUUCAUUGAUAUCAGGAUGUGAACCCAUAUGUUUAUUGAACUUUUAAGGAAAGGAAAUAACUCUGUAAUUUUCUACACUUAUACUUGCAUAUAGAUGUACUAAUUUGUAUACAAAAUCAAACUCGUUUCCCUUUUGCAAUUAUGAGUGCCAAUGUAUGUACAUGUAUCAGCGCAUUGUAAUGAGUUUUUGUAUGUUUUACAUGGCUUACAUAUACUCUUACACAUGUAUGUAGCGGUGGUUUCUUUAACUUUCACCAUGUUUUGUUACAAUAAAAAAAAAUAACAUUAAUCAAA
Messenger RNA from Ostrea edulis (European flat oyster), 9417 nucleotides. Its product is annotated as epidermal growth factor receptor kinase substrate 8-like protein 1. NCBI's taxonomy places the organism in Eukaryota, Metazoa, Mollusca, Bivalvia, Ostreida, Ostreidae. The coding region runs from base 5174 to 8197 and encodes 1007 amino acids. Gene Ontology annotation, cellular component: plasma membrane. The transcript is spliced from 26 exons. Gene Ontology annotation, biological process: Rho protein signal transduction; regulation of Rho protein signal transduction. Gene Ontology annotation, molecular function: actin binding. The record is from RefSeq and is a predicted model, not a curated record.